CGUUAUGCGGGAGGGUUUGCCUACACCCAUAUGUGCGGACGUAUGCAUGAGAGAGACAGAGUGACGGGAGAGAAAGAGGAGACUGUCUAAAUAUCACAGCUCCCUUUCACGAAAAGCACUCCUUCAUUCCCGCAACUGAGGAUGGAACAACUGGAUCGCAACGCGCCCCCGUACCCAUCAGCAAUUAAGAGCGAGCGAGCAAUUGUUGUCUUUUAAGGUAACGAACGCGCGCGUACCUGACAUAUCUUUAACGCUUAAGAGUGCACGUUUAGAUACAUUUGAGGCUUUUCCCCUCAUCUAUCUUUUCAAGCGUGGCGCACCGUUUCUGUGGAUUAUGUGAAGGUGGCUGCUCGAAGCUGAGAACGGAGUGCGUCAAGUGAGCGCACGUAUCCAACAAGUGGAUGCAUGGAAUUGCUCGCAGCAAACAAACGCCGGGACUAAAAACACAAACAACCAGUGCAUUGAUGAGCUACAAAUCUGAGUACCGAUUGAUCGGUAUCUAACCUGCAGAUGUGGAGCUUGUCUUGGUUGGUGGUGAUGUAUAUAUGUGCGCAUUGUCUCGGCCUGAGUCAUUGACCAAAAGCAAGAUUUCAGCGGACACGCUGCGGUAUCCACCGCCUCCCACCUCACCCCUCUCCCCCAUCCAUGGACUUGCUUCUUCGUUCCCUCGGUGACCGUGGGGGGAAGUUGGGCACCUCUCUGUAGACAUUUCUGUAUGACGAGGGCGCAGGUGGCCACCAAAGGUCGCAGCCAUGCCGAUGCAUCCAGUCACCUCCACGUUGAUGUACCGGGGCAUCUGCACCAUCCCCGACAUGCUCUACACCACCCCGGUGAACCUGCCCGAAGACGAAGUUGAAGAGAUCCGCGAGGCUUUUAAAGUGUUUGACCGUGAUGGGAAUGGGUUCAUCUCGAAGCAGGAGCUGGGAAUGGCCAUGCGCUCCCUGGGCUACAUGCCAAACGAGGUGGAGCUUGAAGUCAUCAUUCAGAGACUGGACAUGGACGGCGAUGGCCAGGUGGACUUUGAGGAGUUUGUCACUCUUCUGGGCCCAAAGCUGACGGCAGCUGGGUUGCCAGAUAAGUUCAACGGCACUGACUUUGACUCCGUUUUUUGGAAGUGUGACAUGCAGAAGUUAACGGUGGAAGAGCUGAAGAGGCUCCUCUAUGACACCUUCUGUGAUCACCUUUCCAUGAAAGACAUCGAGAACAUCAUCAUGACUGAGGAGAACCACAUAGCGAACCCUGACGACUGCCAGGUGGAUAUAGACACUUCCUGCCCGGCGCAGCAUGUCAAGCAAACUUGUGUGCGCAAGAGCCUGAUAUGCGCCUUCGCUAUUGCUUUCAUCAUCAGCGUCAUGCUCAUUGCAGCCAAUCAGGUGCUGCGGAGCGGCAUGAAAUAGGAGCAGCGGUAUCUUCAGCCUUGACCACCACCUAAAGGCUGCCUUACAAAUAAAUGACUGAAGAGAUCAUGCUUAAAAAAAACAACAACAAUCACACAGCUGUAAAACAGGCCGGCAUACGACUGCAAAAUAACUGGAGUUACAGGACACUACAUGUGGAGGAAUUUGUCUUAGUCUGAGACACCGGUGGACAGAUGACUAUACAUAUCACUCUUCGUAAUACAACAUUUAGUAUCCAUUAGCUAUGUGCAUUUGAGCAGUGUUGCAUUCAGUGUGGUGGCAGCUAUAAAGAGAAGUGUAGUGACUGUCCAGUUCUGUAUUUGUCUAUUGUACCAUGCGGUAUAUUAUAAACGAGUAGAAAGAAAUAUGUGAAACAUUGUGGGGACAUUGGAGAACAUGUAUUCCUGAGGCUGGAAUGUGUUGUUAUGUGCGAGGUCUGGAGUGCACGGCGCUGUGGAGAUAUUGUGUGCGGUGCAACUUUGUUCAAAAACCACUUGGGAAUGACAACAGCUUGGUAAAAAGCAAAUAAUAGGGUUUGCGGGGAGGUGCAUGCGAUUGUGUGUGGAUGGUUUUGUUCAUUCACAGGCUGCAGGGCUUUAGUUUGAGCAGGGUGAAGCAGGUUAACAGCUCACAGGAAGGAAGGUGUUGAGGUCUGAAAGGAUAGGUAGGCCGGCUGGUAAGUGGCUGGACAUGAUGCAGCAAACACUCGACUCUCUCUCUCAACUGCAGGGCUUUUGGGGGCCUCAGAGGAUGACCAUCAUCUAUGCAUGAAAUGCAUGGAUUUAGUCGUCUUGACACAUUUGUAAAAGUUCUUAUCAAUGUAUUAAUCAUUAUGACUGUGUAACAGCUGUUGUAUUACUUAAUGACAACUGUGAGCAAUUGUGUGUGCGGAGCGGGGUAUCGGCAAUCACAAAAGCAAAGCAUACGACUGCAUGAAAAAGAAGGGCUGCUUUAGAGUAUGAUCUUAAAAAUAGAAAAAGAUUUUCAGGAUUGCUAAACUGUGGACCUUUUGCCUCGCCGGCCGCCUGACGACCAUCCACUGCCACCCAAGAGCAAACUACUUCAAGAUGUGUGUCACUCAACCAUUUAAAGAAUAUGCAUCAAAACUGAUCUGGUUGGUAGUGCGGAUGCAAAAUGUGCAGGAAUGUAUUGUGUUCCUUUUCUUUUGUUGUUUUUUUUGUGUGGAUGCAUUGCUAUAGAGCAAUACAUGUGUGCAAAAUAGACAUCUCUCAAUGCUUUGGACGGACACGAAUCUUGAAAAACGUUAGCACCGAUGGACCUAUUAACUGUUGAGGUCAGAAAAGUUUCUAUAGCACUUUUCAAAUUGAGGAUUUGGCAAUACAACAGAGACAUUGAGGGAACCGCCCUCUUGUUCAGUGAGAUGCCGACAGAUGAGUGGGGGACGCGUGUGCCAGAAGCUGCCCAGUGCAUUGAAAUCUGACAGUGGCCAAAUGGUGUAAACUCUUGCAAUAAAACAUACCUAUCUGUGAAGCACCACAUGAAUUUCAUUGAGUGUAGUUUAGGUUGUGCAUGCAUCUGUGUUAGGUCUGUCAUUAUCAAUGUGUAUUGUAUAUAGAAACCAACUUCAACCAAAGCUUCGGAGGGUGGGGGUGGGGCGGGGGAGGGGGUGAUGGCAGAACUGGGCCACAUAACGAGAGCAAGCUCAGUAAACAACUGAUGAAAUUAACAUUGGAAUUAUUGAGAAGGAAACCAGAAAUCCUGCACAAGUCCGACAGUCACUUGUCACUCGUGUUCUGAUCAGUAGACCUUCAUCAGGAAAGAUUUAAUCUUACCUAAAACCAGGUAAAAAAAUGUAAAACCAAAUUUGAAUUUUUGACCAAGAUGUGUGGCCAAGACAUCUUUGGAAAGCCAAAAGAGAAAGAAAGGCCCUUGAAAAUGCCCUCAAAAACGACAUACUGCAAUAUAGGGAUGUAAAUAAUUCACAGCUUAUGAAUAUCCCUUUUUAUCAUCUCUAUUGGCAGCUCCCCAAACUUGGAUCUCACAAGAGCCAGAACCUCAGAGACAACACAAUUAGACGACUCUAUCGCCCAGAGCCAGGGUGGGACAACGAUUAUCUGAUGUACCCGGGCAAUUUAUCAAAAGUGUCAACUCUGUGGGGAACACACUCAAAACAAAACAAAAAACGUUUAUUAAAAGAUACCUGUUUCCAUUUUUGCACUUUAACAUGUGCUGCAGCGCACAACGGCAACUCACCGCCAUGAUUGAUCAUACAGUUCCUGAUAUAGUUUGAAAAAUUAAUUUACCAUAGAUGUAUCUAUUUUUGUGAUAAGAAUAUGAUGGAAUAGAAUAUUAACUGGCUGACAAAUUAUACUGUCUCAUUCGUUUUCUAUUAUAUGAGGGAGCAUUUCAUUUCAAGUUAUAAUCAUAAUUUGAUUUGUUGCCUUAUUCUUUGGAAUUGUGCAUAAGCAUUAAAUACACCAAUCAUAGAUGUAUUAUUUAUCAACAGAGCAAAAUGUGCAAACCAAUUUAUUUUUAUUUUUACCGAUGAAAAAAAAAUGUAUGAACAUAUUGAUAGUCUACUGAAUGUUCUAUUUCCAUUGUACUGUACUUUGAUACUUGUCUUUGAAUCUUGCAAAAAUGUUUAUUGACGAUGUGAUAUCUGUUCAUCGACUCCACCCGACGUUCUUCUUCUAUGUCUGUGGAAUGGUAAUUCACACAAAUAAAAUAACGACCAUCAUGUGUCCGUGAAA
Molecule: messenger RNA, 4108 nt
Organism: Anarrhichthys ocellatus (wolf-eel)
Lineage: Eukaryota; Metazoa; Chordata; Actinopteri; Perciformes; Anarhichadidae
Gene: cabp7a
Product: calcium binding protein 7a
Exons: 6
Coding region: 753-1397 (214 amino acids)
Cellular component (GO): trans-Golgi network membrane
Molecular function (GO): calcium ion binding
Source: RefSeq, a predicted model, not a curated record